Mangifera indica (mango) is the source of this 933-nucleotide messenger RNA. RefSeq names its product ADP-ribosylation factor. The record is from RefSeq and is a predicted model, not a curated record. Lineage: Eukaryota; Viridiplantae; Streptophyta; Magnoliopsida; Sapindales; Anacardiaceae. Gene Ontology annotation, biological process: intracellular protein transport; vesicle-mediated transport. The transcript is spliced from 7 exons. Gene Ontology annotation, molecular function: GTP binding; GTPase activity. Gene Ontology annotation, cellular component: cytoplasm. Bases 163 to 708 code for a protein of 181 amino acids.
UAACGCCGUGAGAAAGUGACACCCCAUUUCAGUGACAGGUAAGCUAAGGUCGUCAAACUCCCGUCAUCUCUGUUGGUCUAUAAAUAUCUCUGUAGUUCUUUUCAUCCCAUUUCUCUCUCCCUCUCGGGCGGCCUCCUUCAGAUCUUCUAAGAUUAUUGCAAUAUGGGGCUGUCAUUUACCAAGCUUUUCAGUCGGCUUUUUGCCAAGAAAGAGAUGCGAAUUCUGAUGGUGGGUCUUGAUGCAGCUGGUAAGACCACCAUUUUGUACAAGCUUAAGCUGGGCGAGAUCGUGACAACCAUUCCUACAAUUGGAUUCAAUGUGGAGACUGUUGAGUACAAGAACAUUAGUUUCACUGUUUGGGAUGUUGGAGGUCAGGACAAGAUUCGUCCAUUGUGGAGACAUUAUUUCCAAAACACCCAAGGGCUUAUCUUCGUGGUUGAUAGCAAUGAUCGCGACCGUGUGGUUGAAGCCAGGGAUGAGCUGCACCGAAUGCUGAAUGAGGAUGAGUUGAGGGAUGCUGUGCUGCUUGUUUUUGCAAACAAGCAAGAUCUUCCAAAUGCUAUGAAUGCUGCUGAGAUCACUGACAAGCUUGGUCUUCACUCCCUUCGCCAACGACACUGGUACAUCCAGAGCACAUGCGCCACAUCCGGUGAAGGACUAUACGAGGGGCUGGACUGGCUCUCCAACAACAUUGCUAAUAAGGCUUGAGCAGUUUGUUUUAGUUGGACUUGAAAGUGACAUUUUCGGCAGGAACCUAUGUGAAUUUUACCAUGUUUUAUGUGUUUUUGGAUUUAUAUAUAUAUUUUUUGCUUUUCACAAGGGAUGAACUUGUUUAUGUUAGAUAUUUGUUUCCAUACAUAGAAAUUUCGUUAUUGCCACUGUAGAGUUUAAAUAAACUGAUGAUUCCCAGUUGAGAUUUGAUUGUUCUUUUUA